This is a messenger RNA of Salvia splendens (bonfire salvia), 462 nucleotides long. RefSeq lists its product as uncharacterized. Lineage: Eukaryota; Viridiplantae; Streptophyta; Magnoliopsida; Lamiales; Lamiaceae. The coding region runs from base 1 to 462 and encodes 153 amino acids. The record is from RefSeq and is a predicted model, not a curated record. The transcript has 2 exons.
AUGGACAAAAUCAACAACACAUUGAACACAAAAUCGGACAUUUUCAGCAACAUCUACGACAUCAGUAUGGUUUCACCCGGAAUAAUCGAACAUAUACCAAAUCAAUCCGACGCCUCCUCCUGCCCCCUCGACCUCCCCGACCAGCUCUUCCGCGACAUCAAAUCCGCCUGCGACACCAACCCCCACCACCGCCCCGACCCCAAUUUCUCCUCCGCCCAGCUCCAUCGCACCCGCUGCUGCCCCGUCCUCGCCGCAUGGCUCUACUCCGCCACCGCAUUGCGCCCCUCCGCCGCCGCCAAAUCCCCGCCCCAGACAUCGGCCGCCGCCUACGAGAUGCUCGUGCUCCCCGACGACUCCGAGACGUGCGUCAAUUCGCUGGAGAAGGCCAUCGACGGGAGGGGAAUCGAGCUCCGCCGCCCUAACGACACGUGCGACGUCGUUUACUGCUACUGUCCUAAUUAA